GCGGGUUUCCUCCAUUCCCCCGGCCUCGCUAGCUCCGCCCGCUCGCCGCGUGCUCCCGCCUCCCUCUCGGCAGCCCGUGGGGAACUUGGGAGAAGCAAGCGCAGGGCGUGCUAACGCACCCUUGCAUCCUUCGUUCCAGCAGCCCGUGGGGAACUUGGGAGAAGCAAGCGCAGGGCGUGCUAACGCACCCUUGCAUCCUUCGUUCCAGCAGCCCGUGGGGAACUUGGGAGAAGCAAGCGCAGGGCGUGCUAACGCACCCUUGCAUCCUUCGUUCCGCAGAAUGCCUGUCUGGGGCGGUGGAAAUAAGUGCGGGGCCUGCGCAAGGACCGUGUACCACGCCGAGGAGGUGCAGUGCGAUGGGCGGAGCUUCCACCGCUGCUGCUUCCUGUGCAUGGUCUGCAGGAAAAAUUUAGACAGCACCACAGUGGCAAUUCAUGAUGACGAGAUCUACUGCAAAUCUUGCUAUGGAAAAAAGUACGGACCAAAAGGCUAUGGUUACGGCCAGGGCGCUGGCACGCUCAACAUGGACCGUGGUGAGAGGCUGGGCAUCAAGCCAGAGAGCGCUCAGCCUCACAGGCCUACAACAAACCCAAACACUUCUAAAUUUGCCCAGAAAUAUGGAGGUGCCGAGAAGUGUUCCAGGUGUGGGGAUUCUGUCUAUGCUGCCGAGAAGAUAAUCGGAGCUGGAAAGCCCUGGCACAAAAACUGCUUCCGAUGUGCCAAGUGUGGGAAGAGCCUUGAGUCCACAACUCUAACUGAGAAAGAAGGCGAGAUCUAUUGUAAAGGGUGCUAUGCAAAGAACUUUGGGCCCAAGGGAUUUGGCUACGGUCAAGGAGCAGGGGCCCUAGUUCAUGCACAGUGAUGGUGUGAACCCAGAACGCGGCACCACACACAGAAUCUUCACUACCGAACAGAGAUGGCCUUCCAGCACUCACUCCUGUGGAACCCGACCAGCACACGACACUGUGCACCACAGCUCUACCUGCACCGGCGGCUGUGCUCGCUCGCUCGCUCGCUCGCUCGCUGGCUCAUUCCCUGGCAUUUAAGAGCAUCUCUUUUACAUCUGAAAUAAAGUUUCGGCUUGAUCUGG
Onychomys torridus (southern grasshopper mouse) is the source of this 1090-nucleotide messenger RNA. RefSeq names its product cysteine and glycine rich protein 2 (gene Csrp2). Gene Ontology annotation, molecular function: actinin binding; structural constituent of muscle. The record is from RefSeq and is a predicted model, not a curated record. Gene Ontology annotation, biological process: muscle tissue development; sarcomere organization. Bases 281 to 862 code for a protein of 193 amino acids. Gene Ontology annotation, cellular component: Z disc; cytoplasm; nucleus. Lineage: Eukaryota; Metazoa; Chordata; Mammalia; Rodentia; Cricetidae. The transcript has 6 exons.